Molecule: messenger RNA, 917 nt
Organism: Brassica oleracea var. oleracea
Lineage: Eukaryota; Viridiplantae; Streptophyta; Magnoliopsida; Brassicales; Brassicaceae
Exons: 1
Coding region: 38-691 (217 amino acids)
Source: RefSeq, a predicted model, not a curated record
CCCGAUUGCGUUCUUUCCCCAAUCGCUGACAGAGACUAUGCACCUUCCGUCGUCAACGUCAACGCCGGAGACGGCUGAUACAGCGUCGAAUUCCACCGUUAUAUGCCAAGAUUGCGGCAGCCAAGAUUCGUGGGUCAUACACUCUGCACGUCUCCGCGGCGUCCUCCGCUUCUUCUGCACGCACUGCCUCCUCCGCAACCAUCCGAUGUCGUUUUGCCCCACCUGCUUCGCCUUCUACGACUCUUCCCCUCCGCAUCAGUCUCGCCGCGUCUCUUGCUCAAAAUGCGGCUCCCACACUCACAUCCACUGCGCCGGCGGCGACGACGAAAGCUCCUCUCCUCCUUACCUCUGUCCUUACCUCUGUCCUCCUUGCCUGAACCCUAGUUCGUUCUCAUUCUUCCGUCCGAUCGUCGACGCCAACGGCGUUCGCUGCAUGGAUAAACCCCUCUCGGAAGCGUUCUUGUGCGCCGCCAAGAUCUCGGCUUUUUCGAUGAGCAGGGCCGUGUUUGUGGCUAAUUUGGAAGCUGAGCUGAAGGGGAGAGAGUGUGCGGUUGCGAAGAAGAGAGAGCGCGAGGCUCUUGAGGAUGUUGUAAAGCUCUACGAGAAGGCGAGGUUGGCUAUUCAGAAGCUUAGAGAAGGCUCCGUUGAGAUCUCCGGUGAUUAUCAGAAACCGAAACAGAGUGUUGCAUAGUGAUAGAGAGGUCGGGCCAAGAUAUUCAAGAAAAGUGAAUAGAUAUGAUAAAGUUGAAGCCUUUUCGUCUAAAGAAGCUUUCAAGCUGAGCAGAUUCUGAUUUAGAGUUCAAUGUAGAGUAUGCAAGUCUUUUUUUUUUUUUUUUUCAGUUUCUUGUUUGUUCGUUUACUAUGUGUAGGAAUCUUUUGAACUGUCAAGUGUUGAAUACUAACGAAGUUCUUAGUCC